Lactuca saligna is the source of this 798-nucleotide messenger RNA. Lineage: Eukaryota; Viridiplantae; Streptophyta; Magnoliopsida; Asterales; Asteraceae. The record is from the annotation of a GenBank genome assembly.
AUGACGACCACCACGAAAACAGUCGGCUAUACAACCUUUACCAAGAUCUUAGAGUCCCUGUACAAACUUCCCACAUCUCCUGAAUACCUCUAUCAAGAGGAAUCCAUCGCUCAACGACAUUCAUGGGGCGAAAACCUGAUAUACUACACUGGCAUUGGUUACCUCAGCGGCGUAGUAGUUGACGCCGGGAAGGGUUUAGUAGAGGCGACCAGAGCGCUAUACAAGGUGGCGGCGGGCCCUUGGUCGGCGGCUGUUGUCGGAGCUAUUGGUGGAAUAGUGGUGGGAUUAGCUGUUGUGGAGGAGCCACCGGUGGUGGCAAGUGAAGUUGAAGCAUCUAAGGAUAAUAGUGAACUGAAAGUUGAGCCAGUGAUGAAGGAGGCCAACGGUUGGACUUUAAAUGUAAAAAUUAAAGUGGAAAAGGAUCCAACUCUCAGUGCAAUAGCAGGAUCGAAGACGAACAUAAGCUCUUAUUUGAAUGCUGAGAUCGUUCCUGGUGUAUAUUCUAAUGAAAAACCACCAUUUGUGGUGGAACUUGAUGGAUCUCUUCCUUUCUACAUGCUGGAUGCAUAUGAGGAGUUUUUUGGUUCUAAUGCUCGCAAUAUCAUUCUAUUUGGGAAGGUCAAAGUAGGAAGUACUUAUCACAGCUGUUUUGUGGUGGUGAAGAAUAUGCAAAGAUUCAUGUAUGCUAUCCCAAAUGGCCCUGUAUUUGAAGACUCUGUUAUUAUGAAGCUUUUCACACCAAGCUUCAUGUACACAAAACAUACUUCUCGUGUCUCCGGAGUAUUUGAAAGUGCCUGA